CGAGAUUAAUGUGAGUCGUCUGGACAUACGACGAAGCUAUUUAGCAUCUCACCGUGUCCAUUCAGCAUGUCCCUUGUGGCUCCUGCGCUCGCACCGGGUUGUGGCGCCAGCACCCCCAGCCCCGUCGUUUAUUCACCAGCACUUUCCGGGUAAUCCGCCCUGUUUUCCAGCCAUCUUUUCUACUACGUUUUCCCUUGACUUGAGCAGACGUCUGCAUGUUAGUGCGACACAGUUCUUAGAUCCAGCAUUCUAGAAGCCGCAAAUCGCCUCCGAUGCCGACCUUAUUCAACCUCCUAUCACUCCCGAGCGCCCUUCUCCUACUCACGAUAUCCCCUUCGCUAGCCGCUGUAGAGACACAAUGGCCACACAAUCUGCCGAAACAUAUGAAAUACUUUCCAGAGGAUGAAGUCCAUGUCAAGAGGGGUUUGCAAAUCCAGGAGCGGCUGGCAUGGGAAACACCUGUUGGAGUAAAGAAGAUGAGCACGGAUGAGGGGGAAAUGUUCAUGUUUGACAAUUGGAUAUUCCAAGGCGAUCAAGAAGCUAAGGAACUGCUGGGACGCGCCGGACCGGAUCAUGCUUCACAGCACAAACAGCCAGAUGAGCUAGGAGACCAAAGUGCGAACAUUUCCACACUCAUCCAACCUCUCUCGCCAUUGCGACCGCAUUCCGAACAGACAGGUCUCCGCGACUCGUAUGCAAGAUUUGCUAUACGCAGCCUCCUCAUGAACCGCGGAUUUAAGUGCCCCGAGGGAACGAACAAUUGCUCCUCGAUCAAUCAGCCAGACAGCUGCUGCUCCACAUCCGAUGAAUGCAUCACGAUUCCAGAUAAUGGCUAUGGUCCUGUCGGGUGCUGUCCGCAAGGCCAGAACUGUGUAGGUGCCAUCUCAUGCGAUACUGCGCAGGGGUAUACAAGCUGUCCUGACAGCCCCAAUGGUGGCUGCUGCUUGCCUGGUUAUAGCUGUCAAGAUGUCGGAUGCAUUGCGGUUGCCACCUCUACUGCCAUUGUAUUACCAUCCUCGUCGUCUACUGUCUCAAGCCCAGCUUCGUCUGUUAUCCCAAGUUCGUCUUCGUCUGCAGUCAUCUCUUCAGCGGCAUCCUCCAAAAGCACCGCUAUAGUGGUAGUACCGACCUCUCUAUCAUCGUCUUCCACCUACACAUGUAGCUCAGGGUGGUUCACGUGCGCAGCUAGUUUGGGCGGUGGUUGCUGUCAGAAUGGACGCCAAUGCGGUUCAGGAAUCAUAUGCUCUGGGACGGAUUCCGCAACUAGGACGAGCAGCAGUAUGGUUCCAUCAGCCCCUGUUCGCCCGACCAGUAACUCUGGUUCUGAUGUCACAACUACAACCAUCACUGGUCCCUCGGUCUGCCCAACCGGGUUCUACGUAUGCAGUGCCUACUACCCAAGUGGGUGCUGCAGAGUUGGCAUGGACUGCCAUACUACUGGCUCAUGCAUCCAGACCGCCAGUGUGAGUGUCAUCGUGAGCGAUGGCAUUACUAUUGUAGCUCCUACGGGCGCGAGCGUGGCCACGACUGCCAGAGGUCAGGGAGGCUCGUGUCCCAGUGGUUGGUAUAGCUGUGCCGCCAAUCUUGGGGGCAAUUGUUGUCUUAAGUAAGGGGGCUCAUAACUAUCUUUUGAUCUACUGUUGGAAUGAAGCUGACUUAAUGGUGUAUAGUGGAUACUCUUGCGGUGCUCAGUGCA
Messenger RNA from Mytilinidion resinicola, 1696 nucleotides. RefSeq lists its product as uncharacterized. Lineage: Eukaryota; Fungi; Ascomycota; Dothideomycetes; Mytilinidiales; Mytilinidiaceae. The transcript has 2 exons. Bases 273 to 1610 code for a protein of 445 amino acids. The record is from RefSeq and is a predicted model, not a curated record.